Messenger RNA from Phytophthora infestans T30-4, 2379 nucleotides. RefSeq names its product glycoside hydrolase, putative. Gene Ontology annotation, biological process: glucan catabolic process. The transcript has 3 exons. The record is from RefSeq and is a predicted model, not a curated record. The coding region runs from base 1 to 2379 and encodes 792 amino acids. Lineage: Eukaryota; Oomycota; Peronosporomycetes; Peronosporales; Peronosporaceae. Gene Ontology annotation, molecular function: beta-glucosidase activity.
AUGAAUCAGAACCUCAUCAGAUUUCGCCAGCAGUGCGCAAUUCCGAGAUUGUCCGACGAGGCGAAAGUUCAAGAUGUCAACGCGAGCAAUUUCCAGGCUGUUUCAGUGCUUUUGACCAUCGAGACGCCAACCGAGCAGCACGUUCAGCGUCGCGUCGAGGAAAUGAUGUCGACAAUGGACUUGGACGCCAUGCUUGGUCAGAUGGCGCAGCUCGAUGUGAGCACGAUUCUCUAUCCGAACCGCACGUUGAACCGAGCUGUUGUUCACGAGCACGCAAAGCUCAACGUCGGCUCUUACCUGAAUACCCCUGGUGCGGAACUGAACGACUCGAAUGCGAACUCCACGCACAACUUUUCUCCUCGAGAGUGGCGCAAUUUGAUCACGGAGAUCCAAAACAUUUACGCAAGCCACGGUAGCCAUCCUGUCAUCUACGGACUCGACUCGGUGCACGGAGCCAACUACGUUCGUGGAGCUGUACUGUUCGGCCAGCAGAUCAAUGCCGCUGCAACCUUCAACCCGGAUCUUGUCUACAACAUGGGGCGGAUCACUGCUCGCGACACUGGAGCUGCUGGAAUCCCCUGGUUGUUUUCUCCGAUCCUCGAGGUCUCGCAGAAUCCUCUCUGGGCCAGAACUUUCGAGACUUUUGGUGAAGACCCGCACCUGGUUUCAGUCAUGGCCGACGCUAUCAUCCGCGGUAUCCAAAGCAACGGCACUACAGCGGCGUGUAUGAAGCACAUCAUCGGGUACUCGAAGACUCCUUCUGGUCACGAUCGAGUCGGUGUCACCAUCUCAGACUUUGAGCUGCUCAACCGCUUCGCUCCGUCGUUCAUAGCCGCCAUUAAAGCUGGAGCAAUGACGGCGAUGGAGAGCUACAUCUCUAUCAACGGUGUUCCAGUCGUGGCCAACAUGAAAAUCUUGCAGGAUCUAGUACGUCACGACAUGGGCUUCGAUGGUCUCAUCGUCACGGACUACGCCGAGAUCCACAACCUCCACGUGUGGCACCGAGUGGCCAAGACGGAUCAAGAUGCAGUUCGAAUGGCGCUGACGAACGCUCCACUAGACAUGAGUAUGGUGCCCUACAACACUUCCUUCAUCGACAUGGCUCGACACACCGUUCAACAGAACCGAGCGCUGCUAGAUCGAAUCAAGGACUCUACCCGUCGUGUCCUUACAACUAAGAUGAAGCUCGGUUUGUACGAGAACGCUCUCCCCGGGACUGAAGCCGAUAUUGCUCUUGUCGGUCAAAACGAGAGUCGCCAAGCAGCAUUGGAGCUCGCUCGCGAGUCGAUCACUCUUCUCAAAAACGAAGACGACGUUCUACCAUUAAGUCCCGAGAGCGACGUGUUUCUCACGGGCCACGCAGCAGACAACGUAGGUUUGUUGUGCGGAGGAUGGUCUCUUCGCUGGCAAGGCGUGUCUGGUAACAGGCACUUCCCGAACGGAAUUUCUCUCCGUCAGGGCAUCGCCAACGUGAGUCCUGGCUCGGUUCACUACGCCAACACCCUCCACCCCAACGGGUCAUUCUCUUCGGAUGAACUUAAGAUGAUCAAGACCCGAGCAAGAAAAUCAAGCUACACCAUCAUCGCUAUCGGCGAAAGAGAGUACGCGGAGAAACCUGGAGAUCUGGAUGACUUGAAUUUGCCAUGGGGUCAAGUCGAGUACGUUCGUGCAAUUGCUGCUACGGGUACAAAGGUGAUCCUGGUGCUGGUUCAAGGUCGUCCUCGCUUGCUGCAGGGCCUGGCCGAGCUCGCUCAUGCUGUCGUUUAUGCCAUGCUACCGGGUGAAUUGGGAGGGCGAGCACUGGCUGAAAUUCUCUUUGGACGUGUGAAUCCAAGUGGCCGCCUUCCCAUCACGUACCCAAAAACCCCGGCCACAAUCGGGAUUCCCUACAACCAUCCUGCAGACACGCGUUGCCGUGAUGAGCGCCCGUGCAAGAUGGAAUGGGAAUUCGGACACGGGCUGAGCUACUCGACGUUCAAGUACGGAGCCGUGUCACUCAGCAAGACCACGAUCGCAAACACUGACAAUGCCUCGAUUGAUGUGCGUGUGCCUGUCACGAAUGCUGGAUCCAUGGCUGGCAAGGAGACGGUGAUGCUGUUUCUCAUUCAACCGUACCGCGAAAUCUCAGUCCCGGAAGCCAAGCAGUUGAAGAAGUUCACCAAGAUUCAUCUGCAGCCAGGAGAGACUCAAGAGGUCUCGUUCACGCUCACUAGUGAAGACUGGGGUGUCUUCGAUCCUCAGAUCGGCUUUGGUUUCCGCCGUAUUGUUGAAACAGGCGAGUAUUAUGUUGCAGUAAAGCCCGAGACGGACUGCCACGUCUACGACGAAGAAGCUGCGUCCACCGCCCUAUGCGCACAGUUCACGAUCCAAGACAAGUAG